AUGGGGGAGUCACCCGACACCAUGGAUGACUAUAUGAUAAUGUCCGAAAGAACCGCAAGGGAGAGUUUGUAUACAUUGUCAAGGGGUGUUGUUGAAACAUUUGGAGACGUGUAUUUGCGGAAACCUUCGUUGCAUGAUUUUCAAGAAUUGUAUGCAACGCAUGAAGAGCGCCAUGGGUUUCUCGGAAUGAUCGAAAGCAUUGAUUGCACACACUGGAAAUGGAAAAAUUGUCCGCAUGCAUUUUUUGGGGUUGCGGGUUCCAACAACGACGUCAACGUUCUUGAUCAGUCGUCAAUAUUCGACGAUCUUUUUAAUGGAAAAGCCUCAGAUGCUCCUUUCACAGUGAAUGGAAACGAAUACAAAUAUGGAUAUUACCUUACAGAUGGAAUCUAUCCUCAGUAUUCUACAUUCGUGAAGGCAUUCCGCCACCCGGUUGAAAAACGAGAUAAAGUUUUUAAGAGAAAACAAGAAGGAGCACGUGAGGAUGUGGAACGUGCUUUUGGAGUGUUGAGGGCGAAGUGGCAUAUAGUCGAACAUCCAGCAUGA
Messenger RNA from Lactuca sativa (garden lettuce), 546 nucleotides. RefSeq lists its product as uncharacterized. NCBI's taxonomy places the organism in Eukaryota, Viridiplantae, Streptophyta, Magnoliopsida, Asterales, Asteraceae. The record is from RefSeq and is a predicted model, not a curated record.